GCCGCCGAGCCACACGGCGAUGCGCCCCUCUGGCUAGCCGCCUGCCAUCGGAUGGCCUCAUAUGCUGAGAGCUGCUGCGAGAAAGCGUCCUGGAGACGAAAUGAGAGGAGGCUGCAAGCUGGGGACUAAAGUGCCGCGCCCCACACGGUUACUCAACAUGUCACAGCGAGUAGUAAACCGGGAUCCAAGUGUCAGAAUGGCAGGCAGGCUCUCACUCCCGGAGGUGGACCUCUCCUGUUCCAUAUGCUGCGAAAUCUUCAGGGACCCGGUGGUCCUCAAGUGCAGCCACAGCUUCUGUGCGCCCUGUCUGCAGCAGUACUGGACUCAGCGGGGACAGGGCCGAGACUGCCCCCUGUGCAGGACCCAGAGCCUGGACGACCCCGUACCCAGUCUCACCCUGAGGAACCUGUGCGAGUCUUACAUGAUCCAGGAGAGUGAGGGGCCGGAGGAUAAGGCGGGAGAGCUGUACUGCGAUCCGGGGGAGAUGUGCCCGGUUCACGGGGAGAAGCUUAAGCUUUUUUGCCUUCCAGACAAGGAGCCCAUCUGUGUGGUUUGCCACACCUCAAGGAAGCACAAGCAGCACGAGUGUCUCCCUGUCAGCGAGGCUGCAGUAGAUGUGAAGGAGAAAAUGAAAUCAGCCCUCAGCUCAUUGCAGGAAAAGAGGGAUGCUUUUGACAGAAUGAAGAAAAACUACGAGGACACUGUGGCGACCAUUCAGGUCCAGGCUCGAUUUGUGGAAAGGCGGACCCGCGAGGAGUUUGAAAAACUCCACAGCUUCCUUCUUGCAGAGGAGGAGGCCAGGAUGGAGGCGCUGAGGAGGGAGGAAGAGCGGAAAAGCCGGGAGAUGAGGCAGAAGAUUGACGAAAUGGAAAGAAAUAUAGUGUCUCUGUCUGCGUCCAUCCGAGUCUUGGAGGAGGAGAUAGCUUCAGGGGACAUCUCUGUCCUUCAUAAAUGCAAGAGAACGCUGGCGAGAGCUAACUGUUCUAUUGAAGAUCCGGUUAUGGCUCCAGGAGCUCUCAUAGAUGUGGCCAAAUAUCUGGGCUCUCUGACGUUCCACGUAUGGGAGAAGAUGCGUAAAAUCAUCAAAUACACCCCAGUGACCCUGGACCCGAACACUGCCGCCCCGUGGCUCGUCUUCUCAGCUGACCUCACCAGCGUCUGUGACGGCGACGAGAGGCAGAAGCUGCCGGACAACCCGGAGAGGUUCGACCCUGACACCGGUGUACUGGGCCACGAGGGCUUCACCUCCGGCAAGCACGCCUGGGACGUCAACGUGGGGGAGAAUACGGCGUGGGUGGUCGGUGUGGCCAAAGAAUCUGUCCAGAGGAAGGAGAAAGUGUCGUCGGUGCUGAUGAACGGCUACCUGUGUGUCUACUUUUACCACAAAAUGUACUUUGCGGGUACCUCCCCUCUAACACGACUUAGCUUGAAGAAGAACCCAGAGAGAAUCAGAGUGCUGCUGGACUAUGACAAGGGCAGGGUGUCUUUCUACAACCCACUUGACGACACACACAUCUACACCUUCAAGCACACCCUCACUGAGAAAGUCUUCCCCUACUUCUGGGUGGGCUGUCAGCUGUGUCCCUUGACGGUUGAACCGCAGGAGGUUUCUGUGAAGGCUGUUGGGUAUUGUUGAGAGAACAUUUUCAGAGUCACAACUUUUUUCUUUUUUUUUCUUCUUUUUUUUUUUUUUUUCAGCACAAAAGGAUGGGGAACAUUUUUUGAAUUUCACAUAGUAUGUGGAGAGCCCUCGGAAACUGACAUCAAAUUGCAUCGUAUCUGCUCUUCUCUCCUGGCUCAGUACAAUGUUCCCCAACCUUUUUCAGCUUCAAAAUGCAACGAAUGCCUUAUCUGUGCACUUUACAUUAAGCGGUCUCUCACUUGAGCUUGAUCUCUACGCUUUUAGGGUCCCGCUUUUUCUCUCUAGAAAUUAUUGCCUGACCUGUCGAUGUUAACAGAGCGGGGCAGCAUAGAGUUGAACUUGUACUGUAUUUUGGUGCACUGUAACCUGGGAAAAAAAAAAA
This is a messenger RNA of Xiphias gladius (swordfish), 2024 nucleotides long. Its product is annotated as E3 ubiquitin-protein ligase TRIM35-like. The record is from RefSeq and is a predicted model, not a curated record. Gene Ontology annotation, molecular function: zinc ion binding; protein binding. The transcript has 7 exons. NCBI's taxonomy places the organism in Eukaryota, Metazoa, Chordata, Actinopteri, Istiophoriformes, Xiphiidae. Bases 62 to 1636 code for a protein of 524 amino acids.